Anolis sagrei ordinatus is the source of this 1535-nucleotide messenger RNA. The record is from RefSeq and is a predicted model, not a curated record. Lineage: Eukaryota; Metazoa; Chordata; Lepidosauria; Squamata; Anolidae.
UCAGGGGCGGGGCGCUGCUGCCCUCGCUGAGCGGGCCGGGCUUCCACAUCAUGCUCCCUUUCGUCACUUCCUUCCACGCCGUCCAGCUUGAAUAAGCAGAAGCGAAGAGGGGGCGGGGCUAGUAGAAGCCCCUCCCCCUUUGACUCCCUUGAUGACAGGGAGGGCAGAAUCCCAGAAUGCCGGAGUCAUCCAGCCCACCUCCAUUCUACCACGAGGCAGGGAAUUAGCCUUCCAAGAAAGGAGGGGGCGGGGUCAGCAUAGGCCCCGCCCCCUUUGACUCCCUUGACAAGAGAGCUCUCCUCCUUCUUCUCCCUUCAGACGACACUGCAAACGGACGAGGUGAAGAACGUGCCUUGCGGGACCAGCGGUGGCGUCAUGAUCUACAUCGACCGCAUCGAGGUAGUGAACAUGCUCUCCGCUCAUGCAGUGUACGACGUGGUGAGGAACUUCACUGCGGAUUACGACAAGGCCCUCAUCUUCAACAAGAUCCACCAUGAGCUCAACCAGUUCUGCAGCGCCCACACCCUGCAGGAGGUCUACAUCGAAUUCUUUGAUCGGAUUGAUGAGUACCUGAAGCAGGCGCUGCAAGAAGACCUCAAUGUCAUGGCUCCGGGACUCACCAUCCAGGCUGUGCGUGUGACCAAGCCCAAGAUCCCCGAGGCCAUCCGGAGGAAUUUUGAACUCGUGGAGGCGGAGAAAACAAAACUCCUGAUUGCGGCCCAGAAGCAGAAAGUGGUGGAGAAGGAAGCCGAGACGGAGCGGCGGAAGGCUGUCAUAGACGCUGAAAAGGCAGCGCAAGUGUCCAAGAUCCAGUUUAGGCAAAAAGUCAUGAAGUCUGUGACGGAGAAGCACAUCUCCGAACUGGAAGAUGCAGCUUUCUUGGCGAGAGCAAAGGCAAAGGCGGAUGCGGAAUAUUACACGGCGCAGAAGGCGGCCCAAUCAAACAAACUCAAGCUCACCCCGGCCUAUCUGGCGCUGGUGCGGGACCGGGCCAUUGCUGCCAACAGCCAGCUGUACUUUGGCCGCGGCCUCCCUGCCCACCUCUUCCUGGGCGCUUGUGCGUUCGAGGCCGUGGUUGCCCAGGAGGCCAUGCGGAAGCAGGAAGUCAUGGGGAAGCCCCACCUCCAGGCCCCGCCCACUCCGCGUGAUUGACGUUCCCACCCUUGUUCGGAGGACAAACACUUCCUGUCGACAAGAGCCCAACCCAUGCAUUUCCAUCGGCCUCGAAGGGGGAAGUAUGGUGGCGGUGUCUCAUGUGCCGCCCGCAGUGAGCCUCGACGAAACCCAUUCCCUUUUCCCUUCAAUCGGAUUAUUGUAAGGAAACAGGAGAUCCCAUUUCGUUUCAUUCCUAACCAAGGUGAUGAGUCAAAGGGAUCUGCCACAAAGUUGAGUCAACUGGAAUCUUAGCAACGUUGCUGCAAGAAACAAUUUGCCUGCUGUGGGCUUUGGUAUAAAAAUGUGUGUUUUUGGGAUCCCGGAUAUGCAAAACGUUGAUCUUUGGAAUUAAGAGAAAUAAAAGAACUAUUUUCAUAGCC